AAAUUUCAGGUAACUGCAUAUGCAACUUAGCUGAUGGUUUAAAGCACAUUCCCUACAGAGACUCAAAACUGACUCGACUUCUGAAAGAUUCCCUUGGCGGAAACUGUCAUACAAUUAUGAUUGCCAAUGUCAGUCCUUCAGUGACUUCGUAUGAAGAUACUUACAACACUCUCAAGUAUGCUACUCGGGCCAAAAACAUAAAAACAAAGGUGACGAGGAAUGCGAUGUCAGUAGACCUGGAUGUGGGGCAUUACGUAAAGAUGGUGGAGGAGCUGAAGAAGGAAAUCGUUCUACUCAAAAGCCAAACCAAAGCAUACUCAUCGUCACGAUCGUUUCCUCCAAACUCUGACUUAUCUGUCUGGUGCCGAGCUCUAGAUGAGAUCUUCGAUGAAAGAAUCGAAAUUAUGAAAAGUAUUCUCACGUUGGAGUGUAACCAAAAGCUUCUCGCCUUGAGGAAAAAACGGAAAUUGUUCAUGGCAAAUUUGCUCAAGGAAACACCUGGAAGUCAAGCUCAGGGAAUUGAAAAGGUGGAAGAGUCGCUGAGACAAUACGAUGCGCGAAUGGAGGCAAUGGUUUCUGCGCAGGCUGAACAGAGCAGACGCCAGAAAAGCAGUGAUGAGAAACUGCAAAAGCUGUUCAUUGAAAUGGAAGAGGCCAGAGUCAUUCAAGAUAUGGCCAAAGAAUUCGAAAUGAGAGAUGAAAAGUUGAAUAGAAUUCUAACCGAAGUGAAACUGGAUUACAUGAAAAAAGCUUUCAUGAUUGAUCAAAAAGAUAGUUCAACAAAUCUUCAGUCUAUCAAAACUCUGUUUGAAUCUUUCACCGAGUUCUACAAUAUCCUGUCAGGAAUGAAUUGGAUCACAGACAAAAUGGAAUCGACUUAUCAAUGCUCCAGAAAUAUUAUCGAGGGCAUGAAAACCAUUAGGUGGCUGGACAAUGAUGAAGAAGAAGAGUCCGAUUCCACCAGUGGUCACAUCGUUAAUAUUACAAAUUUUGAGACAAAAAUUGACCAUCUUUUAUCUUUCAAAGAUAAAACUACAAAGAAGAAACCAAUUUCGCUAACGCUUGAUGAAGAAGAUGAUAAAGAUGCAGCCCCGGCGAUUAUUAGUGAGGAUUUCUCAAAGGACGUCUGUGAAGAAGUGACGCCAACCUCUAGUUGUGAGAAUAAAUCAUCAGAAACAAAAGUGUUUAGCACUCCAACAAAAAUGGAAACAGACGAUAGAAUAGCAUCAAUUGACGAGAAAGAAAUUAAGGAAAUCUGUUCCACCACUUUCUGUGUAGAACAACCGUCUGCAAGUCUCAAUGAAACUAUAACAUUGGACUCGAACAAGGAUUCAGUGAAGAAGCCAGCGUCUAUCGGAAAACGGAUAAUGAAAGAGAAAACAUUCAUCAUUUCGAACAAGAAAGCGGCUCUAAAAUUAAAUACUGGCCUGGGAAUCAAUAAGGAGAAUCAAGCUAUCCAGAAGGUUUUCAAAAAGCCACUUCCGACAGCCAGAAAAACUCUUUCUCUGAAGCCUGUGAAUGUUCGUGCCAUAGAAAGUACUAACUUGCCCUUUCAAAAACCCAAGCUUAUUAAGUCAACGCCUCUGAAUUUGGCUCGUAGUAAAACAGGAGUUGUCAGCCGUAAUCCAGUCAAAACACCCACCAUACUUAGACCUUAGAACUUUUAUGGUAAAUGUGAAUUAUCAAUUGCUAUCUUGAGUAGGUUCUCCGCACCACAUGACUUCUUCCUGGAUUCUCUUUCACUAAGAUUGGAAGACCUACUAAUGAGAGACAAUCCAGGGUAGAAGUUAUGUGACGAGUUUGCCGAGUAUAUAGUAUAAUAAACUAAACCCUGAGAAAAUAUUUAUAAAAUUCUACAAGAACAAGUAGUAUAUAAAUAAAGUUGUGAAACAUGUAAAUGAAAAAACCUGAUAGGUUACAUUAAGUUCUGGAUUAUCAGAAUAAUUAGCCUUUGAAAGGUAUUCAGGGUUUCAAUAGUUUUACACAUAUUGAUAAUGAUAUUGAUAAUUCGUUAAUAAUUACAUUGUUUUCGACUUGGGAACAGUUAUUUUUCGAUGUAUGCCAAUCCACUUCGUAUUUUUUCAAAUAAAAUAGGAAAUUGAAUUGUUUUGUAAAGCGUUGACCAAGCAUUGCAGCUCAAUAAUGACAAUUGAAUAAGAUCAAUAGAUCUUGAACCUAGACAUCGAUAGUAUGACAAGCAUUGUAGCAAAAACAUUGAUGACUGCUAUUCAAUUAUUUAAUGUUGCAUGAAUUUUGUGUUUGUGUGUACGUCUGAUUCCAUCUUGAAUGGCUAAUCUGUCAAACUCUACAUUCUAAUAUUUGUGUAUUCUUUAUACCUGCGUUGAGGUAAGUUUUCAUAGCGACAUGGAAACUUAUAUGACUCAAUUAUGCGAUUUACAUUAUACUUGAAUUCUAUAUGGAAUAAAUACCAGCUUGUUUGUCUAUUGCAAAAUUCCCAUAUAGUUUCAUAUUAUGCAUCAUUAACUCGUAGUAAAGUGAUGCUUCUUGUACAAAACAUUAAUGAACAAGUGUAAAAUAUCAGUCAUACAGUCGUAGGUCUAGCAAAAUAAAUAUUUUCUGAAAAAAAAAUUAUGAACAAGUUGAAAAUUUUAAUAAUGCUACUUUGCUAAUUGCUAUUGUUGUGCCUGCCUUUAGUUGAAUUAUUAAUUUUAUUGGUUUUGGUCAAAAUAUAAGCAUCACUAAGAGCACAUAAGAACUUUUAAAUCCAUUCUUCACUGCUACAUUACAUGCUCUGCUUUAGAUACACACAUACCUAUUUAUACUAAAAUCAGUGAUACAACCAUUUCACUCAAGACAUUCGUUUUUUGUUACCGUUCGUUUGUCUUAGGCUACCCAGACUGGAUAUCCAUCAGUGUAAAAGUGUGAUUUAAUUCAAUAUCUAAUUAAUAUGGUUUCAUUUUGAAUCGAUAUCUGAAACUUCCAAACCUCAAAUUUAUCAUCACAUAUCAAUCCUUCUAUUUGAGAUGAUUAAUUGUAAGGUUUUGACAACAGGAAAAUAUUAUCAGUUUUCUCUUUUCAGAAAUGUAAUUGAAGCACUCCAGUUAAUUGGGUGGAAAAUUUAUCAUGAAAUCUUCAUAUUUUAUGAAAUGUGUAACAUGGAUUAAUACCAUCCUUUCU
Nilaparvata lugens (brown planthopper) is the source of this 3138-nucleotide messenger RNA. RefSeq names its product kinesin-like protein KIF18A. The transcript is spliced from 7 exons. Gene Ontology annotation, molecular function: microtubule binding; microtubule motor activity; ATP binding. The coding region runs from base 117 to 1658 and encodes 513 amino acids. Lineage: Eukaryota; Metazoa; Arthropoda; Insecta; Hemiptera; Delphacidae. The record is from RefSeq and is a predicted model, not a curated record. Gene Ontology annotation, biological process: microtubule-based movement; mitotic spindle organization.